GAUUAAAAGACUUCUGCUCUACCAACUGAGCUGCCCAGCAGCUAGGAUUCAGGAGGUGCACACAUCAGCUGUCUAGCUCCCUCCCAUGAAGUCUGUCUUCAUGGUUAGAAUCAGGCAGGCGCGCUGGCAGACAGAAAGGCGUAUUGCAAAACAAAAACAAAAAAUCCCAACAACACACAUGCUGCAGAGGCAACAACCUAUGGCAUUUUGGUGCCUGAGGCAGAAAAUCCAUUGUGUGCACAGCAAUGAUCACAAGCAACCGCGCCAUGUUUGAAAGAGAAGGGAAUGUCAAAGGUUUUUUCCCCAGAGGUGGUGGUAACUGUGGAAGGGAUAGCCUCUGUAGCAGACAGCAAAUUUAACUGGGCAUCAGAUUCCAAGGAGAACCCCUGCACCCCAUGGUACUCCACAACCAGCCAACUCAUAGCUCCAUAUGCUGCCUCCAAAUGUCUCCUGGUCCUUUCGUCUACUUCUUUUAAUUUUUGCAAUUUAUUUUUAAUUUCAAGUAACGAAACAUAUCCAUAUUAGAGCUUAGUAGCUGUACAGAAAAGAAAGCAAAAUAGCGGCUGAUGGUUGUAGUUUUAGACGUUCCAAGAAAGGCAAUCAAAUGAAAGCGUCUCUCCAUAAGGUUCAAGGAGUUGAUGGAGGGUGAAAACUAUGUCCAAUUGUCUUAACAAAGUCUCUCUCUGAUCCUUUCCUAAUUGAAAGCUGGUGACAAACUGCUUCUUUGCCCCUCAGCUUAGAUAUGAGGAAUGUCGUGUUCCCAAAUGCUCCUGGGUGUUGCAUUCUAAAGGCUGCCAGAUUCCCAACUAUCAGAAAAACAUAUUAAGUUAUUAAUGACUACAGCAGUUCUUUUGUUAGCAUCCCUGGCCGCUCAUCAGCUAGGCGUUCCCCAUUAUCAAGAUGGCCAAAUUCAUGAUGUUAUGAAAGAUGAAAUUUGAGAACAUGAGUGUUUCUCCCUCCUCCCUCUUUUUUAUUAUUUAAAUCUCAUAAUAAUUAAAGGCAUGUGGGUGGGUGUGCACUUGUAUUUUAAACAGGAGAUUUGUGGUUUUUUUGCAUAUGCAUACCAAUAACAUGCAAACCAUUUAAAUGUUUGAGAUAAUAGUCACUUUAGAUGCAAACUCCCUCUGCUGGUCUCUCGAAAUAGCACCUAUGCUUUCAAGUCAUGCCAGGGUGAAGGGAGGUUGCCAAGGCCUGAUGAGGUGGAGAAAUGGAAGUAGCAGAAAGUUAACUAUUUGUAGACACUGUAGGAUGUGUGAGGCUUUGAAAGUCCUGGACCGGCUUCAGAAAAUGGGAAUUGGGAGCACGGUGUUACAGUGGUCCCAAUCCUGCCUUCAGAACCAAGUCCAGAGAGUAGCAUUGGGAGAGUGCCCCCUGGUGGCUCUUAUGGGGUGCUGCAGGGGACUGUCUUAUCUCCACUGCUGUUUACUGUAAUAUCAUUCUGCAUGAAGUCGCUGGGAGUGGUCAUUAGGAGUUUGGGGGCAAGGUGCUAAUGGUUAUUUCUCCUUAAUCGUUGAAUCGAAAGAGGCUGCUGCGCAGUUCCUGGGCCAUUGCCUGGAUGCAGCUGUGAAAUGGAUGAGCUAAAACAAGCUGAGCUUGUAUCCUGGCAAGACAGAGGCGCUGGGAGAGCCAAAACUACCGCAGUCAUGGCAGAACUUCAACGUCUUCCCUCCUUGAAACGAGUGGCCGUUUCUGGGGGCACUCAUGGGAAUGAGAUGUCGGGAGUUUACCUGGCCAAGCACUGGCUCAGGGACCCCUCUGAGUUGCAACGCGGCACCUUCCAAGCUACGCCCUUCCUGGGCAACCCACGGGCAGUUGAGCAAUGUGUGCGCUACAUUGGGAGGGAUCUUAAUCGGGCUUUCCUCAAUGAAUUUCUCACCUCCAAGGACUCUGACAUAGACAACUAUGAAGUUCAACGUGCUCAGGAGAUCGACCAGAGUUUUGGGCCCAGGGGUUCAUCUCAGGCCUAUGACUUUAUGUUUGACCUACAUAACACCACAGCCAACAUGGGCGCCUGCCUUUUUGUGGCCACUGAGCACUGCCUGUUGCCCAUGCACAUGUGUCACUACAUUCAGCUGCUUCUGUUCUUUUCUCCACAGAAGCAUUAUUCAAUGGGACCCUGCACCAUCUUCCUUUAUCAGAAGCCAGGAGAGGAGACUCUUUACCUCACUUCAGUGGCCAAAGCUGGAAUAGCGUUAGAGCUGGGUCCUCAGCCCCAAGGAGUGGCGCGAGCGGACUGCCUUGCUCAGAUGAGAUCCAUCAUGGCCUGUGCUCUGGACUUCAUUGAGCUUUUUAACAAAGGCACAUUGUUCCCAGCCUUUGAGACUGAAGCAUACAAGGUGGUUGAACGUGUGGAUUUUCCCCGCUAUCCUGAUGGUGAGAUCUCUGCUGUGAUACACCCCAAUCUGCAGGAUAAAGAUUUCCACCCCCUGAAGCCCGGGGACCCCAUUUUCCAGACGCUCAGUGGAGAUGUGAUUCUGUAUGAGGGUGACAGCAUCACCUACCCAGCCUUCAUCAAUGAGGCAGCCUACUAUGAGAAGAAAGUGGCCUUCGUCAAGAUGGAGAAACGCACAUUCGCCCAACCUGCACUGCAGAAGGAGCUUUAAAUAAGUUACGUUUAACCCCGGGAACAAACCAGACAUCACCAGAAGCCAGUUCAAAUGAAUACAUUUUAUAUCAUCUAAGAAGCUUCUGUAGUGUACCUCGCCUAGGCACCGUAUUUUUGCACAAAAAUAAAGAGUCCUUGU
Podarcis muralis (Common wall lizard) is the source of this 2744-nucleotide messenger RNA. Lineage: Eukaryota; Metazoa; Chordata; Lepidosauria; Squamata; Lacertidae. The record is from RefSeq and is a predicted model, not a curated record.